This is a messenger RNA of Lineus longissimus, 2323 nucleotides long. RefSeq names its product protein arginine N-methyltransferase 7-like. Gene Ontology annotation, biological process: peptidyl-arginine methylation. Gene Ontology annotation, molecular function: protein-arginine N-methyltransferase activity. Lineage: Eukaryota; Metazoa; Nemertea; Pilidiophora; Heteronemertea; Lineidae. The transcript has 14 exons. The coding region runs from base 16 to 2136 and encodes 706 amino acids. The record is from RefSeq and is a predicted model, not a curated record.
AAAACAACACUCGGAAUGCUUCGGAAAAUGGCAGCCUCCGUAAAAAGCAAUGUGUUGAAAAAUAUCUCAAAAGAAAUGGGCUCUGAGGCAAAAAACUCUGGCUCUAUCUUUAAAUCUAAACUUAAUCCAGUCACAGGAAAGAUGGAAUGGGCGUUAGAAGUCGAAGACUUUGAUUUCCAUCAAGAAAUAGCCAGGUCUGCCUAUGCUGAUAUGCUUCAUGAUACUGAAAGAAACAAAAAAUAUGACCUGGCAUUACAGAAGGCUAUUCAAACAAUGCACCAGCAAGGAAAGAAAGCAAAUGUGUUGGAUAUAGGGACCGGGACUGCACUAUUGUCUAUGAUGGCUGUCAGGGCAAAGGCAGAUUCAGUCACAGCUUGUGAGGCAUUUUCUCCUAUGGCAGGAUGUGCUCUCAAAGUCAUUAAUGCAAAUGGCUUCAAAGACAAGAUCAAAAUAAUCCCAAAGAGGUCUACAGAAAUAAUAACUGGAGAAGGUGGCGAUAUGCCAACGCGAGCAAACAUUCUGGUAACUGAGGUGUUUGACACGGAGCUGAUCGGCGAGGGGGCAAUCUCAACAUUUGACCAUGCGCACAAACAUUUACUGGAAAAAGACUGCAUCGUAGUCCCGUCACUCUCCAACAUGUAUAUCCAAGUUGUCCAAUCAGAAUUCCUCUGGAGAUGUAAUCGUCUGCAGCCAGUUAAGGUAAAAGGUGUGGGAGAACUCCGGCAGCCCACAGAGACAGCUCAGUGUCCUGGUUCAGCUGCUGUGUACGAUUUACAAUUGGACCAACUCGUUGAGGGAAAAGACUUUCGCCCAAUUACGGAACCUUUUAAAAUAUUUAAGUUCGACUAUUCUGGUAAAACUCCAAUAGAGUAUAACCGAUCACAGGCAGCUGUUUUACGUACACUACGGGCAGGCCACUGCCAUGCUGUAUUCAUGUGGUGGGACUUGCACAUGGACAUGGAUGCCGAUAUCAUACUCAGUUGCGCUCCAAGAUGGGCACAUCCAGAACCAGAUAAAAUGCAGUGGCGAGAUCAUUGGAUGCAGGCCGUUUAUUACCCCCACGAGGCAGUGACCGUUGAGGAGGAAGAAGACAUCGGACUACACGCCACUCAUGAUGAGUUCAGCCUCUGGUUCGACGUGUCCACGCAUCGACGUCCUGCCGUAAACCAAACUGACCCUCCGGUAUGUCAUUGUGGCAGCCAUGUUGCUUGUAGCCGAUCACGGAUCUUGAUGUUGAACAACCAGAAAAAACAUGACAAGUAUAUAGAGACAUUGAAGGAGGUAAUUACCGAGGACAGUGUUUGCGUGUGCAUUUCAAAUGGCUCAUAUCUUCCAUUCAUCGCUGCUAAACUUGGAGCCAAAAAGGUGCUAACUGUUGAAUCCAAUAACUUCCCGAGGAGAUGUGCCGACUUGUACCUCCGAGAAAAUGGCCUGGAAGACCAAGUCCUGGUGCUCGAGAGUCUCGAUCAAAUAGAAAAUAAUCUUCAUGGCAAAAAGAUCGACAUCCUAAUGGCAGAACCCUUCUUCUCCUUCGCAGCCCUGCCAUGGCACAACUUGUAUUUUUGGUAUGCCCACUCAGACAUAAGGCAGCUUUGUCAUGACAGCACAGUGGUUCUACCUCGGCAAGCUGUUCUCAAGGCAGUGGCGGUCCAGUUUGAUGAUCUGUGGAAGAUCAGGGUCCCCAUUGGUGACUGUGAGGGUCUCAACUUGGAUCAUUUUGAUGCGUUGAUGGCAGAUUCGUCGGAUCUCGUGGACCCAAUGGUGGAGGCCCAGCCACUCUGGGAGUAUCCAGGUAUCGCCCUGACACAGCAAACAACCCUAGCAGAUUUUGACCUUGCUAGUAUUGUGCCAAAUGAACAGAUUCAGUCAGAAAAGGAGCUCACAAUAGAAUGCGCUGGACAUUGUAAUGGAGUAGCGAUCUGGCUGGACUACGUCUUGGGGAAAGAUCAUACUGUAACCACUGGUGCCAUAGAACCCAUCAUCCCAGGGGAGAAGGUCACGUGGACCCCAGAUAUCCGACAGGGCGUCCAUCUAUUCAGGACUCCACAAUCUGUGACUAAAGACUCGGCCGUCAAGAUAAUUACAAAGUUUAAUCCUAAAAAUGGAGAUAUAGACUUUAGUUUUUUGGUGUCGUAAUGUUAAGGGUCGGGGUAAAAGAAUUUACAAUGUAUGAAGGGGCAACAAGUACGGAUGGCGAUAUGCUCUGUGAUUCCCUAACAGUCUUCUAGAUGAAUCAGUGUCUGUGACAUGUCAAAGUAUUAUCUCUAUACUGCUGUAUGUGAAGAUUUUUAUUCAAUACAUGUACAUGUAAAACAUAAAACAA